This is a messenger RNA of Aspergillus chevalieri, 390 nucleotides long. RefSeq names its product nuclear transport factor 2 family protein. The coding region runs from base 1 to 390 and encodes 129 amino acids. The record is from RefSeq and is a predicted model, not a curated record. NCBI's taxonomy places the organism in Eukaryota, Fungi, Ascomycota, Eurotiomycetes, Eurotiales, Aspergillaceae. The transcript has a single exon.
AUGCCCAGCAUCCACGAACGAAUUCGCGAUGACCUUCUCGUCCGUGAGCGUGCCCUCUGGACAGCCCUCACCUCUGCCGACCCUGCUCCAGCCAUAGAAAAACUCAGCAGCCCCGAAGCCAACCUCAUCUUCCCACAGAUGCCCAUCGUCACCCUUGACGGGUCAGACCCGUCGCUCCAGGAUCUUGUACAGCCGCCGUUUCACCGAUUCGACUCGUUUUCGUUAGGGGAUGCACGGACGAUCAUUCUGGACUUGAUGGCGGGUGUCAUCACCUAUAAAAUUACGGCCACCAAGGGGAAUGAGGUGUAUAACGCAACGGGGUCAUCGACGUGGAGUCAAGGGUCGGACGGAGAGUGGAAGCUGGCUUGUCAUCAAGAGACUUUGCUGUGA